Molecule: messenger RNA, 1170 nt
Organism: Cryptomeria japonica (Japanese cedar)
Lineage: Eukaryota; Viridiplantae; Streptophyta; Pinopsida; Cupressales; Cupressaceae
Product: GDSL esterase/lipase At5g03610
Exons: 5
Coding region: 54-1154 (366 amino acids)
Molecular function (GO): hydrolase activity, acting on ester bonds
Source: RefSeq, a predicted model, not a curated record
GGAAAGUUCAAACAAUUUGUGAGUUUUAGUUACAUUUUUAGUUGACCAGAGAUAUGGAUGCCAUGUUUUCUUACCUUCUCUUUCUUGUAACCAUUCUCUCUUUAUUUGCAGGGAGGGGCAUUGCAGACAAGGCUCAGGCAUUCUUCGUGUUUGGAGACUCUUAUGCCGACACGGGAAAUGGCAAUCCAUACAAUCAAAGCGUAAACCAGUCAUGGAGACGACCAUACGGUUUCACCUGGCCUGGUUAUCCUGCAGGCAGAUUUUCUUCUGGAAAAAUUCAGACAGACUUUUGGGGGGAUAUUUUAGGGCUUCCCUCUCCCAUAGCUUAUGAGCUGCGCAGAAGUCAUGACUGUAAUACAAAUGCAAAUAAGAUUAGACAAGGAGUGAAUUUCGCAGUGGGUGGCAGUGGAAUAUUUGAAUCCCUUGGUUUCCCAACACUAGCACAACAGGUGGAACAGUUUAAGGGGUUGAUUCGAGAAAGUCUUGUUGUUUUCGGUUUUAGAAAACUGUGCCGAUCUGUAGUGCUUAUAUCCGUCAGUGGAAACGACUACAUUGCAUACAUUUCUAGCAGAAACGGCUCCACUGAGGGACUGAUCGAUCUGGUGGAGCCUGUGGUUAAUGGGAUAAUCGAUGGUGUGGAAGAAUUGUAUGAAGUCGGGCUUAGGAAUUUUGCAGUGAGUAAUAUUGGUCGUUUUGGAUGCGAGCCUCAGAUCGGCAAGACAUCCUGCAGUUCCAACUUCGAUGACCUUUUGGCCCUUCAUACCAGAUUACUGAGGGAGGGAGUACAAAUCCUCAGAUCGAAUCACAAGCAUUUGUCUAUCAUAAUUACAGACUUGGUGUCUGCAACUAAUUAUGUUUUCUCCAAUCCUCAACAAUUUGGUUUUGUGGAUUUGUUCGUUCCUUGCUGUGCUCAGAAAGGCGGGACUAAUCUGUGUGCAGAGGUGGACCAAGUAGGAAAGCCUUUAUAUGAAGUGUGUUCUAACGUAGAUAGAAAGUUCUUCUGGGAUUUUGUCCAUCCAACACAACGAGGAUGGAAAACGAUACUGUCGCUUUACAGUAAUGGAGCAAAAGUGGAAAAUAUAACAAUCAGUUUUAUAGAUGGGGCACCAAAUCUUAUUGAAUGGCUACACUCGUUGCUUAUAAUAUCUAAAUAAACUUUUGUGGGCAUUU